AUGCCUAGCCUAAACAUGAUGACAUCGGCGGCUAGUGAAUCCUUUCUGAUGAAUGUCCGAGAAGAAGCAAACUGUAUUCUUGCGGAAAUCGUCAGAUUAGCUGGGUUCAUUCCUCAGGACUUCAUAGAUCCGUCAUCGUCAAAAUAUAAGCUACUGAUUCUUGACUUCAACUACUUCACUCGGACAGCCCACUAUGAAAAGACCAUCGAGGAGAACGAGGAGCUCCAAGACAGUUUCUACGCUGCUAAUGGAGAUCUGAUAACUCGAUUUUCUGCGCUUUUUCAAGCGCUUGCGAACUUUCUGUCUAGUCUGAAGGAGUAUUGUGACCAAGUGGGUAAUGAAAGAGUCGGAAUUUCCUAUUUGGACAUCAUGGAUAUUGAGAUACUGUUCAAUAUAGGAUUGGUGUUGAUGUAUCUUGAAAAAUUUUUGCCCGGUCCUAUCAGGGAACGGAUCUAUGUAGCCAUUUACAGAAACAGUGACGAACGUCGAAAUGUCGAGUUUUUGGUAGAUUUUUUGAAAAUGCAUGCCACUACUUGGGAACCCAGCUAUCUUUUCGAACGACUUAAUCUCAGUGAAUCUUUUGUUGAGAAGUGUCUUUCUUGUUGUGAAACCAUUCAUAGAGAGGGAACGAAUGAUUUUGGAAAGCUAUAUGUGGACAGAAGCACACUGAUAAGAUGGAUUUUCAUAUGUCUUGUUUUCAAACCGUCUACGCUCAAGAACGACGCCAUGAAAAUGCGUCAGAUUGUGGAAGACUUUUUUCGUGACGAAUGGGUCAUACAACUAGGACUCGGUCUAAAUGUAAAUUUACUGGAUUAUUGGCAGUCAUAUAAAGCUGCUUUGACAGCGAUCACUACUCAAGUGGAUCUUAAUAAGGCAAAAAGCAUGGCGUCUUAUCAUUAUAAUGCACUUGGGAAGCUUAGCAUUCCGCAGGGUAAAAUUUCGCCCAACGACUUCGACGCACAUAUCCGUCUGAUUUCGCAGUAUAACACCUCCUUAAAAUGGUUGAUUCUUCAUAUGUCCAAGACAACAAGUAAAAAGGCAUCUUCCUAUGUGCAAGGCAUAGAAAUAUACUCACAGUUCGAUGCACAAGCUCUUUUAAUUCUUCUGCGAAUAGCCAAUUUUGAAAUGGAUUUCUUCACGGCCUACAGAGAAUGCUUGCGAAACAGGAAGGAAAACAUUCAAAAGUUCACUACUGCUACCUGCUCAAUAAUAGCUGAAAUGGCGCAGUUAUUUUCUCAGGAUUUCACUUCGCUAAACAAGGAUAAAAAGAGUGAGGUGUUUCAAAAUGGCUAUGCUUUCUUAUUUUUUCUUGAGUCAACUUCUCCGUAUUCUGAAGCUUCGGUGGAGCGGGUGCAAUUACUGGAGGUGCAGUGUUGCAUAUCUCCCGUUCGGGCCUUUAAUCAGGGCAUAUGGUUUUUGAGAAGCACCUGGCUCGUGUAG
Messenger RNA from Cooperia oncophora, 1440 nucleotides. NCBI's taxonomy places the organism in Eukaryota, Metazoa, Nematoda, Chromadorea, Rhabditida, Trichostrongylidae. The record is from the annotation of a GenBank genome assembly.